Molecule: messenger RNA, 1629 nt
Organism: Tripterygium wilfordii
Lineage: Eukaryota; Viridiplantae; Streptophyta; Magnoliopsida; Celastrales; Celastraceae
Product: COBRA-like protein 4
Exons: 6
Coding region: 81-1466 (461 amino acids)
Biological process (GO): plant-type cell wall cellulose biosynthetic process; cellulose microfibril organization
Cellular component (GO): plasma membrane
Source: RefSeq, a predicted model, not a curated record
CCAAAACCAGUAGGUGAGACAUCUUCAGGCAUUCACUCAAUUUAGUCUCUUUGUUUUACUCUUCCAAAACACUAUAUUUGAUGCCUGGUAGUAGCAUGUCUUCCAGCAAACUUCAGGCCAUGGACCUCUCCGGCUUCAUCGUCAGUUCAUUUCAUAGAUUUACAGGACUCAAGCUCAUUUUCUUGCUUGCUUUUAUUUUCAAGGUGCUUCCACAUGCAGCUGCAUAUGAUCCGUUGGAUCCGACCGGGAACAUAACUAUCAAAUGGGAUGUCAUGUCGUGGACACCGGAUGGUUAUGUGGCUGCAGUGACAAUGAGCAACUUCCAGAUGUACCGGAACAUUAUGAGCCCCGGCUGGACAUUAGGAUGGGAGUGGGCUAAGAAAGAAGUGAUCUGGACAAUGGUGGGUGCCCAAACUACAGAGCAGGGAGACUGUUCUAAGUUCAAGGGAAACACACCACAUUGCUGCAAGAAGAACCCAACAGUUGUUGACUUGCUCCCUGGAGUUCCCUAUAACCAGCAAUUCAGCAAUUGCUGCAAAGGCGGCGUUGUGGCAUCGUGGGGCCAAGACCCUUCCUCUUCAGUCUCUGCCUUCCAGGUAAGUGUUGGCCUUGCCGGAACUUCCAACAAAACCCUAAAACUCCCCAAGAACUUCACUUUGCUUGGUCCUGGACCUGGCUACACUUGUGGCCCUGCAAAAGUGGUGCCAUCAACAGUCUUCCUCUCUCCUGAUCGUAGGCGAAAAACUCAAGCACUCAUGACAUGGAAUGUGACAUGCACAUACUCACAAUUUCUUGUGUCAAGGAAUCCAACCUGUUGUGUCUCCUUCUCAUCGUUCUACAAUAAUACAAUCACUUCUUGCCCAUCUUGUGCUUGCGGUUGUCAGAACAAAAGGAACUGCAUCAAGCCUAACUCGAAGCAAGCACACAAAGCAGGAGUAAACACACCAAAGAAGGACAACACACCAUUGCUCCAAUGCACUCAUCAUAUGUGCCCCAUAAGGGUUCACUGGCAUGUGAAGCUUAACUACAAGGACUAUUGGCGGGUCAAGAUUGCAGUCACGAAUUUUAACUACCGGUUGAACUACACCAUGUGGACGCUAGUUGCUCAGCAUCCCAAUCUCAACAACGUUACUCAAGUUUUCAGCUUUGAUUACAAGCCUCUUGUGCCCUACCAAUCUAUAAAUGACACCGGUAUGUUCUAUGGCAUGAAGUUCUACAAUGACCUAUUGAUGGAAGCUGGACCUCAAGGAAAUAUCCAGUCUGAGGUACUUCUUCACAAGGACCAGAACACAUUUACCCUAAAGCACGGUUGGGCAUUUCCUCGGAAAGUUUACUUUAAUGGCGAUGAAUGCAUGCUUCCUCCACCUGACACAUACCCAAUUCUACCAAACUCUGCCUAUGUAAAUCAACGUGCAUUUUCGACAGUAGCAAUCACUGUGUUCUUCAUGGUACUCUUCAUUGAGUAAUGGCAUCCAUAGAUUGGGAACAUAAAAUUUGAAGAUGCAUGCAUGAGUUGUAGAUUAGGCACUGUGGUUGAUAUCAGGUACACACUUCUUCCUUACACAAAACUAGAAGACACAGUGAGGUCUGGGAUGAUAUAUGUGUAAAAUUCUAUGACAUGUAACAUGA